Strigops habroptila (Kakapo) is the source of this 651-nucleotide messenger RNA. RefSeq names its product transmembrane protein 17B-like. Gene Ontology annotation, cellular component: ciliary transition zone. The record is from RefSeq and is a predicted model, not a curated record. The transcript has 4 exons. Gene Ontology annotation, biological process: non-motile cilium assembly. Lineage: Eukaryota; Metazoa; Chordata; Aves; Psittaciformes; Psittacidae. The coding region runs from base 1 to 651 and encodes 216 amino acids.
AUGGCUGUGCACACACCGCUGCCCCCCAACCUCCGCCGGGGCUUGGUGGCCUUCAGCGGCUCCCUCUUCAUCGACAACAAGACACAGGACAGCGGCGCUGCCCAGAGGUGCAGCCCAGCCCAUGAGCUGCUGGCCAGCCUGCCCCUCCAGAUGAUGCUCUACUUCAAUGUCUGCUACUUCCCGGUCUGGUGCCUGGCGGAGGGGAUGAUGCUGCAGCUGAAGUAUCAGCUCCUGCCUGGGCACUACCAGUUCCUCUUGGUCGCCACCUUCCUCAUCCUCUUGCUGGCCGAGGGCUCACGCCUCUACCUGGGCUACAUGGGGAACCUGCAGGAGAAGGUGCCCGAGCUGGCUGGGUUCCUCCUGCUCUCCUCCCUGAUCCAGCUCCCGCUCCUGCUCUUCCUGCUGACGGACGGCCGCGUCCUGUGCCUGCCGCUGGAGCUGGCGGUGCACAGCCUGCUCCUGGCCUUCCUCCUGUCCGAGAUCGCGGCUGCCUUCCUGGCGCUGCGGACCACGAGCAAGCAGCUGGCAGCACAGUUCUACCUGCAGCAGUGGGAGGAGGGCGGCCAGGGCCUGCCGGAGCAGGCAGCCGGACAAGGACCCUGCUGCAGGACCCCCCCAGCCCAUGCUGUCUGCCCCAGCAGGGAGAAUUAA